AUGCCUACAUUCUUCGCAGUGGCGCUCGCAGCGCUACCACUGGCUCAACUCGCGCUGGCGGAUCAAGCUCCAUACACGGGUUCCGACUUCCAGUCCAAGGACUUCGGACUCUACCCUACACAGACUUAUGAGUCUUCAAGCCUCGAGGUACCUGUAUUCCAGGUCAACAAGGCUGCAGAGGACAGUGUAGACUCUGCUGACCAUGUGUUCAUCUCACCUAGAGGCACUGCAGUGGAUCAGAUUGCCCCCAUGAUCUUCAAUGCCGAUGAUUUGUCUCUGGUAUGGAGCGACCCUAGCUAUAAAACCACUUUCGGUGUGAGAGUCCAAGAGUUUAACAACUCCGACUACAUCACUUUCUGGCGAGGGGCAGUAAAAGGUGCAGGUUAUGGAACCGGCAGCUACGUCAUGCUGGACCACAGCUACAAUGUUGCUUAUAACCUCACAACGAAAAACUUGACUGUCGGUGGAGACAUUCAUGAGAUUCAAUUAACAGAUGACGGCACCGCGCUCAUGACUGCCUACGAACCCAUGGAAUACGAUCUGACAGCCUAUGACAUCGAAGAUGGCUGGCUCGCCGACUCACUCUUCCAGGAGGUUGACAUCGCUACCAAUGACCUUCUCUUUUCAUGGAGAGCAUCAGAGCACAUUGCACUCAACGCCUCAUACGCAGACCCUGGUACCACCGGCAUCUCUCAGGACAGCCCUUACGAUUUCUUCCACAUCAACUCUAUCGAGAAAGACGACUCUGGCAACUACCUCAUCUCCGCCAGACAUACACAUGGUCUUUACUAUAUCAACGGAACCAACGGUGAUGUCAUUUGGAGUUUGGGAGGUAAAGACAAUGAUUUCGAGGACAAGAGUGAUGGCCAAGCAACAAACUUUGCCUGGCAACACGAUGCCAGAUGGCGCAAUACCGGUCUCACCGAGUUGACUCUCUUCGACAACGGCGCCGCCGACUGGGUCAAGACCGAGAAUGAGACACGUGGUCUGUGGCUCACCCUUGACUACGACGACAUGUCUGUCACUCUCAAGCAAGACUACAUCAGCCCUGAAGGCAUCUUGUCCGUCUCGCAGGGAAGUGUACAAGUGCUCUCAAACAACAACGUCUUCAUGGGAUACGGCAGCAACGGCGCCUUUGUCGAGUACACCAACGAAGGCGAGCCCAUUUGGGACGUCCAAUUCGGCAUCAUCGGCAACUCCAGCGUACAAAGCUACCGUGCCUACAAGCAAAACUGGCAAGGCUUCCCUGGUUGGAAUCCGAGCAUCGCUGCUACUGGCAAUGGUACCGAUAACACCACUGUCUACAUGUCUUGGAACGGUGCUACUGAGAUUAAGCAAUGGGCCAUUCUUGCUUCGAACUCAUCUUCUGAUCUUGCUUCCACUGAUGAUUUGUGGAAGAAUGUUACAAAGACUGGUUUCGAGACAAACUUUACUGUAGGCACUAAUGCUCGCUACAUCCGUGCUGCGGCGCUCGAUGCCGAUAGUGCAGUCCUUGGAGCCACUGAUAUUGUUGAUGUCAACGACGGCUCCAAGACUUCCACAGACACCAAGGUCGAUAUCGGUACUGGCGAGGCAAACACUGCUGUCACUAGCUCAUCAUCG
Aureobasidium subglaciale EXF-2481 is the source of this 1602-nucleotide messenger RNA. RefSeq lists its product as uncharacterized. Lineage: Eukaryota; Fungi; Ascomycota; Dothideomycetes; Dothideales; Saccotheciaceae. The annotation marks the transcript as partial. The transcript has a single exon. The record is from RefSeq and is a predicted model, not a curated record.